AUGCAUGGUCUUGGACAAUACGGCCAGACCUUUUCCGCUUAUUAUGAUCCCAAGACAGGCACCGUGACUGAGAGACUUGUCUCCAACACCAAUCAUGACAUGUUCUGUCCUGGCAUCAGCUCAGCGUUUGACGGGAGUGUGGUCGUUACAGGCGGCUCUAGCACCAAGAAGGUCAGCGUACAUACUGUAGGAAGUGGAGGUGGGUUCGUGGUUGCUCCUGAGCUGGCUAUACCACGAGGAUACCAAUCACAAGUCACUUUGUCAGAUGGGAGGCUCUUCACCAUUGGCGGAUCCUGGAUCCGGGUCACCAACAACCAGCCUGGCAGCGGUCAAGUUGGAGGCAAGACCGGAGAGGUAUAUGAUUUCAAUACCAAGAAGUGGACAGUCCUUCCUGGCUGCCCGACGGCACCACUGGAAACGAACGACAAGGAGGGAUUGUAUCGUUCUGACAAUCACGCUUGGCUUUUCUCAUGGAAGAAUGGCUCGGUCUUCCAAGCCGGUCCAAGCAAAGCGAUGAACUGGUUCUAUACGAACUCACAAGGAAGCUUUGCCUCUGCUGGUACCAGAGACAACACAGAUGCUAUGUGCGGUGUUUUCCAGAUGUACGAUGCUACUACUGGCAGUAUCUUCACCGCCGGUGGUGCGCCUGACUACGACCAGUCGCCAGGGAUCAAUAAUGCCAAUGUCAUCACCAUCAACCAAGCAUCAGGACAAGCAAACGUUCGCAAGCUACGCGGUAUGAAUCACCCACGUGCGUUUGCCAACGCAGUGACGCUGCCCAUCGGCCAAGUCUUGAUUCUGGGAGGCCAGACCUACGCAAGAACGUUCACAGACAACGAUGCCGUGACAGUUCCUGAGCUGUGGGAUCCUGUCACCAACAACUUCACUGAUCUGGCCGACUCCCGUAUACCAAGAACAUACCAUUCAGCUGCAGCCUUACUCCCAGACGGAACUGUCUUCUCCGGUGGUGGCGGACUUUGUGAUUUCUGCGGGUCAGCGAAUCAUCUCGAUGGGCAAAUUUUCACGCCUCCUUACCUCUUGAAAGCGGAUGGCGUGACACUCGCAAAACGACCAAACAUUACUAGCAUCCAGCCAAGUGUGUUGAAAGUUGGUGGCGAGAUGACCAUUACGGUCAGCAGCUCUUCUGGAUCUGGGACAAAUGGCAUCAGAGUGGCAUUGCUUCGCUUGGGGUCUUCCACCCAUUCGACAGACACCGAUUCUAGACGUGUUCCACUCUCAGGUGGCACGAGUGUUGGAGCCGGAGCGACGAGGUACAGGCUACCUUCUGAUCCUGGUGUUUUACUGCCAGGCUACUAUUAUGUUUUCGCGCUGGCAAAUGGUGUUCCAAGUCAAGCCUCGAUUGUACGAGUCACUCCAUAGUAUUUGCACUUUAUUAUAGACAACAAUUAACGCG
This is a messenger RNA of Cercospora beticola, 1414 nucleotides long. RefSeq names its product galactose oxidase early set domain-containing protein. The record is from RefSeq and is a predicted model, not a curated record. NCBI's taxonomy places the organism in Eukaryota, Fungi, Ascomycota, Dothideomycetes, Mycosphaerellales, Mycosphaerellaceae. Gene Ontology annotation, molecular function: protein binding.